Molecule: messenger RNA, 2546 nt
Organism: Bombina bombina (fire-bellied toad)
Lineage: Eukaryota; Metazoa; Chordata; Amphibia; Anura; Bombinatoridae
Product: gastrula zinc finger protein XlCGF67.1-like
Exons: 4
Coding region: 930-1583 (217 amino acids)
Biological process (GO): regulation of transcription by RNA polymerase II
Molecular function (GO): RNA polymerase II cis-regulatory region sequence-specific DNA binding; DNA-binding transcription factor activity
Source: RefSeq, a predicted model, not a curated record
AGAUUAAUGUUUGUUAGGCCUUAUCUUAAAAGGGGGGGAGGGGGGGUGUCAGUUAGCACUUAGUAGUAUUCUACACCUUCACCUGGAACUGAAUGGGUUACCUGACAAGAGAUCUCGGGAACAGAAAUCAGACAUGCAGCCAGGAAAAGUCUAAUCACUGUUCUGUUUAUUAAAAAGCGCACCAUACUUUUAUAGAAAAUGGUUACAGUAUAUGGGGUUAAACAAUGACGUAUCGUAAAUCACACCAUGUUACACAGCAUGAGUUAGAACAAAGGGGCACAGUAAAAUAUAAGACAAAGAAUCAUACCAAGAAACUAACAGUUUUAGAUAACGCAUCGCUAAGGACAUUACAAGGCCAUUGUUGAUGUACAAGUAUUUCUAACAUCAGCAUAUUUUCUUCACAGCAUAAUAAACUACAUUAUAAUGAAAUAUAAUAAACACAUCUUAAAAUGGUGGUUACACAAAAUGGCUUCAGUAAUGCUAAAUAUAUUCUAACAAUGUUAAAUCGGUUAUAUAUUCAUUUAUAUAUGUUAAUAUUAAUUUAUAGAUGUAAAUAUUUGAUAUGCAAAAAGUAACAGAUGCUUUGUUUUUGUUAAUUGAAUACAUAUUAAGAUGCCUUUUUUAGGUGCAAAAAAAUGGUUUCAUAUCCAUUUAACAAAAUAAUCUGAUUCUAUUCUUUAUUAGAACUAACAGGUCACAGUGAUUAAAAUCUAUACACAGGAGCUGCAGAACUGGUACAGAAUAUUCAGCCAGUGGAGACCCCAUCAGACGUCUCUGCAGAACUAACAGGCCACAGUGAUGAAAAUCUAGACACAGGAUCACAUGGAGACCUUGUACAGAAUAUUCAGCCAUUAGAUGUCUGUACAGGUGAAAACGAUGCUAAGAUUUCAUGUAACACGAAAAAAACUGAAGAUCAGUGGCUAAGAAAUAUGCCAGAAGCUGCAGAGCUGGAAAUUUGUGCCAAUAUAAGUACAGGUGAAUUGACAAGCUGCAAUAAUCCUAGUCAUGAUCAGAGUGCAGAUGCUUCUUUAUAUCUUAUUCAAAAUCAAAGACGUCACGUGGGAAAUAUAUGUUCUGAAUGUGGGAAAUGUUUUCUUACAAAAUCACAUCUUUAUAAACAUCUAAAAAUUCAUAAAAGAGAAAAGCUAUUUUCCUGUCCUAUAUGUGGGAAAUGUUUUAAACAUAAAAAAACUCUUGUUGCUCAUCAGAAAAUUCAUACAGGAGAAAAAAGAUUUUUAUGUUCUGACUGUGGAAAAUAUUUUACUCGGAAAUCAAAUCUUAUUGAUCAUCGGAAAAUUCACACAGGAGAGAAAGCAUUUUCUUGUUCUGACUGUGGGAAAUGUUUUACUCAGAAAUCAACUCUUAUUACGCAUCAAAAAAUUCAUACAGGAGAAAAAGAAUUUUUAUGUUCUGACUGUGGGAAAUGCUUUACUCAGAAAACAGAUCUUAUUAGGCAUCAAAAAAUUCAUACAGGGGAGAAAGAAUUUUCAUGUUCUGACUGUGGGAAAUAUUUUAUUCAGAAAUCACAUCUUAUUAGUCAUCACAAAACUCAUAUUAAAAUAAAACAGAAUUUAACCUCCUAAGUGCCGGGGUUGAUACGUAGUUGUUACCCACACAAUACCAAGUGCUGAUGAUGACUGCAUGUGACCCCCUGGGGCGUUUUAGAGCUGUUUGAGGUCCCUUCUGCACCUCAGGCGUUUGAGGUGACCCCCAGGGUGUAUUUGAAUUAAAUCACUAGUCAUUAAUAGCGAUUUAAAUAAUGGUUUUCAGUUUUAGAAUAAUAACUUUUCUUUUGCAAGAUGUACCGAGUCCACGGAUUCAUCCUAACUUGUGGGAUAUUGUCCUUCCUGACAGGAAGUAGCAAAGAGAGCACCACAGCAGAGCUGUCUAUAUAGCUCCCCCCUUAACUCCACCCCCAGUCAUUCUCUUUGCUGGCUCUAAGCAGGAAGGGUAAAGAGGUGUUAAACUGUUAGUUAUAUUUUAUCUUCAAUCAAGUGUUUGUUAUUUUUAAAUGGUACCGGUGUUGUACUAUUAACUCUCAGGCAGGACAUAGAUGAAGAUUUCUGCCUAGAGGAUGAUGAUCUUAGCAUUUGUAACUAAGGUCCACUGCUGUUCCCACAGAAGCUGAGGAGUACAGGAAAACUUCAGUGUGAGGAACGGUUUCUUGCUAUACAGCAAUGAGGUAUUAUUACACACGAACAAUGGCACUACAAGGGCUUUUUCCCUGUUAUUCAAUAAUUACAGACUAUAUAAUAUGUAUUUGUGAAACAAAUAUUGCUUAUAUAGGGAAUGGUGCUAAUGCAUAAGUAGAUAAAUUUCAGAAAACUAAGGAGAAUCACACAAGGAGUGUGGAUAUCUCCUGGAAGUAUGCACCUGAAAGCACUCUUAGCCUAGACUCUGUGGCAGUAAUUCCAGAACGGGUAAAAUUAAAAUAUAACUUUUAUUAUGAAUUGCUCUUAAAAUAAGGGUAACACACAAAUUAAAAACGACACUAGCACCUCCAAGACAUCUAUUAAGUGGUUCACUCUUUAGGAGGACUUAUUAGA